AUGAAAUCCGUCCUCCUCUCCAUCGCGGCCACACUGGCCACUGCUGUCGGCCUUGCCACGGCAGCGCCUGCCGCCCGCUCCACCUUUGCCGCCGACGAGCUCGAGCUGCUGGCCCCAGAGAUUGUCCGCUCGUGGCGGCAGUACGAUGUGGCGCCGCCGCCAUCCUCCGACGCCGACGCCACGACCGCCGCAGCGCCCCACGCCGGCACGCACAACAGCAACACGACCACGUGCGGCGCCUUCCAGAGCGUCGAGGGCGACGCGCCCAUGUACAUUGCGGCGACGGCCGUGUUUGCGGCGCCCAAGGUGGCGGCGCGCCCCGCGUUCAACUGGACGCGCGACCCGGCGGUGACGCCGCGCAUUGCCGUGUCGACGGGCGUGGACGGCUUCGCGUGCCCCGAGCUGGUGCGGGCGGGCAUCUACGCGACGGUGUUCGAGAACGGGACGCAGCAGCACGUGCCGUUUGUCGAGUUCAGCGGCAAGGUGUACGCGGUCAAGAUUGCGAGCGUGGCGGCGGGGGAGAGCGUGCGCGUGCGCGUGUCGAUUGUGCAGGACGACAUUGUCAACAUCAACUGGUCCAACCUCAACCGCACCGACCAAUUCUUCGACAAGGACGUCCCCACGGCGUCCUCCAUGUGCGGCCAGUCUGUCGCGUGGCUCGUCGAGGACUUGGUCCCCGUAAAGGCCGGCCCCGGCGACUUCUUUGCCGCGUUUGAGCCCAUCCACUUUACGGUCUCCGAGGGCGACCGCAUGGACGGCAAGACGACCAAGUUUGACGCCGCGACGGCGAGCUACACGACGGAGCAGGCGCUGUGCAAGGUGGACGAGUCGGGGACGGAUUUGGUGGUGACGUCGUCCUGA
Messenger RNA from Sporothrix brasiliensis 5110, 861 nucleotides. RefSeq lists its product as uncharacterized. Gene Ontology annotation, molecular function: glutamic-type endopeptidase activity. The coding region runs from base 1 to 861 and encodes 286 amino acids. The record is from RefSeq and is a predicted model, not a curated record. Gene Ontology annotation, biological process: proteolysis. Lineage: Eukaryota; Fungi; Ascomycota; Sordariomycetes; Ophiostomatales; Ophiostomataceae. The transcript is spliced from 2 exons.